Ciona intestinalis (vase tunicate) is the source of this 4119-nucleotide messenger RNA. Lineage: Eukaryota; Metazoa; Chordata; Ascidiacea; Phlebobranchia; Cionidae. The record is from RefSeq and is a predicted model, not a curated record.
UAUGUGCUAAAGGUGUCCCAUCUUUCCCCACUCUACUAUUUUUCAGUUAAUAUUCAAAUGGUUGUCAACCAGUUGCGGCCAAACAUGAAUUAACAAUUUGUAAAUGUCUGUUCAAUUAAUAACUUGCGCAAAACAAGGGGUAAGCGCUGGUGGAAUAUUUAUUUAUUUUUAAUAAUUUUACUGUUAGUGUUUCUGACGUAGGUUAUCUUGAAUAUAACAUGUGUCUAUUACGUCAUAAAUACGUUUGUACCAAACAUUCAGAGAAACAUCGAUUUUUAUUUUAUGGCGCGAACGCCUCCCUUGCCAAUUAAUUAGGAAACUAAUCACUUUCAUCCAAUCAACAAACUUCACAACUCAUUAAACUAAAUGAGAUACGUCAUAAUAUACAAUCUAUAGAGAAAUCUAAUAUUCUUAUUUUUAUUUUAAAUAAAGUUUCAGUUUAGUUAUGCCGAUCAAAAGCUCUAGUUUUUCGCACACCGACUUUCUGGAGACGGUGUCCACACGCUUCAAUGGAACACACAGCAGCUUCGUUCUUGGAUCGGCGCAGAUUGCCGGGGAAUUCCCCAUCGUGUAUUGCUCAGACGGCUUUUGUGAAUUGACAGGGUUCAAUAGGUCACAGAUAAUCCAACAAAGCUGUUCCUGUGAUUUCUUGUACGGAGCAGAAACAGAAUACUCAGAUAUUUUGAAAAUAAGGGAAGCCCUUGAAACGCAAACCAAACUACAAAUGGAAACUAUUUUGUACAAGAAGGGAGGUUCCUCUUUCCUGUGUUUAAUGGAUAUAAUUCCCAUCAAAAACAACCCCAACGGGACUGGUAUGUUCCUCGUUUCCUACAAACAGAUCUCAACACCUGGAGAUGACGAAGAUGAUGAGUCAGCACCAAUAUCGUUUGAACACCUUAGUCAUCGUCGCAGAAGUCGGGCGGUCCUUUACAAUCUUUCUGAGAGUUUACAAACAAAGAAGAAGAAAAAAUGUUUCAGAAGAUUUGUGGACAGAUGUUUCAGCGGCUACUCGGAGUUAAAAAUGAGCGGCAAAAUGUCGUCAAGGUUUGUUAUUCCUCAUUCAAGCAACUUCAAGUCUGGUUGGGAUUGGUUCGUGGUCUUCCUUACUUUGUACGUAACCGCUGUCGUUCCCUUCUAUGCAGCCAUACAGUCAUUCGGUGGUGCAAACCACACACUUCAGUCACCUGACCUCUUUCAUCGGAAAGAUACAAACCCCGUCAGUUUCGCAAUCGACAUCGUCAUAGAAAUCCUAUUUUUACUCGAUAUUGGGAUAUCGUUCCGUACCACGUUUGUGGCGAAGUCGGGAGCCGUGGUGUUGGAUCCCAAAGUGUUGGCACUGGCUUACAUCAAAGGUUGGUUGGUCGUCGAUCUAAUUGCCGCCGUGCCCAUAGAUAUCAUAUCUCAUGUGUUUAAUGUACCAUGGAGUGCACAGCCAAUAGCAUUGCUGAAGAUUGUUCGAUUGCUUCGUUUAUUUCGUCUCUACAACAAGAUUGUUCGUUGGUCACAUUAUGGAAUGUUCGUUUUAACAAUGCUGGUUGUGCUGUUUGGGUUGGUCGCUCACUGGCUGGCUUGCAUAUGGUUCUCCCUCGGCUGGAACGAGUUCAAAUCUCAAUCCGGGGGCGAAACGGAUGGUAUUGGUUGGUUGUACGAGCUGAGCCACGCCAUUCACCUUCCAUUCAACUCCAAUGGAACUGGUGGUCCUGAUGUCGUCACCUCGUAUAUCACUAGUUUAUAUUUCACCCUCAGCAGCUUAACGAGUGUUGGCUUCGGAAAUGUUUCGGCCAACACAAAUAAUGAGAAAAUAUUUUCUAUCUGCGUCAUGACAAUUGGAGCCCUCAUCCACGCUGUGAUAUUCGGAAACUUGACGGCCACAAUCCAGCGAAUGUACGUGAGAAAAUCGCAGUUUGAUACGAAAAUGCGAGAUUUAAAAGAUUUGAUUCGUGUCCAUAGAUUACCAAAAUCGUUGGAGCGUCGAAUGGUUGAACAGUUUCAAGCGUCAUGGGGACAGAAUGGGGGGGUGAACCCAACUGAGGUUUUAAAAGAUUUUUCGAACGACAUUCAGUCUGACGUGUACGUUCAUAUUCAUAGAGAAAUCCUUGACCUGCCGAUGUUUCAGAAGAAUAAUCAAGGUUUUACAAGAUUUCUAUCCCACCAUAUGACGAGAUACAAAGUUUCUCCCGGCCCCAACAUCAUCCACCAGGGGGACCCCUUGCACGAUAUCUACUUCUUGUGCAACGGGUCAAUAGAAAUCCGCAAGGGUGACGUGAUGGUUAAUAUAUUAGGCAAAUGGGACGUAUUUGGCCCCGAUGUGACAUCACAGAGAGACACCACUGUGACAUCACAGUUCAAUGUAAGAGCUCUCACCCAUUGCGAAUUGGAAUGCAUUUCAAUCAAGGGUUUGCUGCAAGCGGAGAAGUUAUACCCCGAUCUAUCAACGGGCCUCAUCGAAACUCUUUUAUCAGAAUUUUCAUGCAAGUUGUGGACAAGAGAAGCUGAAUUAACGAGCCAAGUUUCAUCAGGUUCAACCGAAAACGUGGAUUUGAUUUCACUCCUAGGUGACAGGAGAGAGUCCAAACAAUCAAAGUUACAGGACAGCGUUAUUAUUAAUAUCGAUGGUUUGAAGAACUCACCACUAAAGGGCAGCAAAGAUUUGAAACGAUCAUGUUUUGAUUACGGAAAAAAAAAAUUGGUUUCAUUACUUUCUCCGACUACAAAAGAAUCAAAUACAAUGGACACACUUAACCCACAAUCAAACCAUGGUUUGUCAUGCUCAGCUUCCGAAGGCUCUAGUUUAAAACAAGUGAGAUUUUUCGACAAACAUUUGACUCCCCAAGAUGUUGGUUAUGAUGUCACAGUCCGUAAGCAUAGCGAACCAAGUAUUUCAAGACACAUCACUUUUUAUGACUUGCCAAAACUAUGCGCCAAAUCCAAUGACUCAACAAUUGGUAAAAGUGCUGAGUCACCGAUGACAGGAACCACUCGGAAGUUGAAACACCAGGUGUCACUACAGAGCAGGCGUAGAAGACGAAGAAGAAAAAUAUCAAAACGAGAAAAAAAUAUGGAAGAUAUUCAUUCAGCUAAUGUUCAACAGGAAAGGGAGAUUCUAUCAAAGAACUUUGCUUCGGAAUCUGACAGUGACUUUGGCCACCUUCCACCUUGUGAUUUUCGCACCACCUCUCGAGGUUAUUCACGCUACCAUAUGAAAAGUGAUGAGAAUUAUCAUGGUGAAUAUUUAUUCAAACUGCGAGGGUAUGCCUCCAAGGUAUCUGCUUUGUCACGGGAUCUACAAAGUUUUAUUAAGCAAAUAGAAAAGAACAAACAAUCAGAAACACCAUUAUUGCAUCACUAUCAAGAUGAGACAAUCAACUUUGCACCAAACGACGAAUCAUUUGUUUUUUGUGCGAGCAACCAACUGACGUCAAACCAAGUUUAUUCUGAUUGUUCCAAAUCUUCUGAUGUCAUAGUGACUGAUUUGAUGUCACAGAAAGCAAGUAACAUGUCACUUCCGAAAUAUACUCUCACGACACCUAAUGGUGAUACGGUUGACCUUGAGAAUGAUGUGCUAGCAUCAUCUAGUGGUCAAAAACAUAAGUUUAAAUCUGUCUUUCUUCGUGCCGAGAGUUAUGUUGACAGUGAGAGCGGGUACUUGAGUGAACCCCAUCGCCAUGCUAUGUCAUCGUGAUGUCAUGCUACAUCAUCGUGAUGUAAUGCUUCAUCAUCGUGAUGUAAUGCUUCAUGAAUGAACUGAUGUAAUUUAUUUAUCCUCCCAUGGCAGGACAACACUCGUUGUAACACGGGUGUUUUGUUUCAUACACUUUGUGCCAGCUUACAAGUUACCGCCUAUGUAAAUUUGUGGGUGAUUGUUUUAUUGUAUGCCGACAAUUUGGACAACCUAUAAGUGACCACUGAGUUUGGGCAAUAGCAGGUAAGUGUCUUGCUUAAAGACACAAAUACCCAUAAUGGUGGUAGCCAUGAUUCCCAUGAACUUUAAUCUCCAAGUUAAGUACAGGCGUGCCAACUAUCGUGCCCUGUGCUGGACUGAUGUCAUGUUACAUCAUUGUGAUGUCAUCAUUUCAAUCAUUUUAUUUGUAAAUAAAUAAAUGAUAAACACUUUCAGUA